This is a messenger RNA of Megalops cyprinoides (Indo-Pacific tarpon), 5054 nucleotides long. RefSeq names its product phosphofurin acidic cluster sorting protein 2 (gene pacs2). The transcript is spliced from 25 exons. The record is from RefSeq and is a predicted model, not a curated record. Gene Ontology annotation, molecular function: transmembrane transporter binding. The coding region runs from base 198 to 2879 and encodes 893 amino acids. Gene Ontology annotation, biological process: protein localization to plasma membrane. NCBI's taxonomy places the organism in Eukaryota, Metazoa, Chordata, Actinopteri, Elopiformes, Megalopidae.
CAUGGAAACAAACACGAAGACGUGAGCGUGUUCUGGGAUACUGCACGCUAUAAAUUGUAUAAGCCUAAACAUCAGUGCGUGCCAGUGAUCCCAUUUAUCAAUUGGUGCACAGUCAACUAAGAUAGUCAAUACGUUUGCUCUUUUUUUUGCGUUGCACUGGUGUUCGUGUAGGUAGAUAGUUAGCUACCUUACGGACCAUGGCGGAGAGAAGUGGCCGGCUAAGCUUCCCCGGGAGCGGGGCGCUCAACAGACCCGUGCCGAUGAAUCUGUUUGCCACUUGGGAAAUAGAUGGAUCGUCUCCGAGCUGCAUUCCUAGGUUGUGCAGUCUGACCCUGAAGAAGCUGGUGGUGAUGAGGGAACUGGACAAGGAGCUCAUCUCUGUGGUCAUAGCUGUGAAGAUCCAGGGCUCAAAGAGGAUCCUCAGGUCCCAUGAGAUAGUGCUGCCACCCAGUGGAGUGGUGGAGACAGACCUGGCUCUCACCUUCUCUCUCCAGUACCCCCACUUUCUGAAGCGCGAGGGAAACAAGCUACAGAUCAUGUUGCAGAGGCGGAAGAGAUACAAGAAUCGAACCAUCCUGGGCUACAAGACUCUGGCCGCAGGGUCAAUCGACAUGGCUGAGGUAAUGCAGCACCCCACUGAGGGGGGACAGGUGCUCCCACUCUGCAGUAACCAGAAGGACAUGCUGGGAAAGGUGGCAGAGAUCUGGAUCUUCUCUCUAUCCAGCCAGCCUAUUGACCAUGAGGAGGCAGCACUGCAGGGGGGGCAAAAGAUCAAGUGCACAGAUAACUACUCGGAGGAAGAAUACGAGAGCUUCUCCUCAGAGCAGGAGGCUAGCGAUGAUGCCGUACAGGGACAGGAUCUGGAAGAUGAUGAGUAUGAUGUGAGGAAGCCUAAGAAGCAGAGGAGGUCCAUAGUGAGGACGGCAUCCAUAACCAGGCAGCAGAACUUUAAGCAGCGGGUGGUGGCCCUGUUGAAGAGGUUCAGAGUUUCAGAUGAGGUGCUGGACUCGGAGCAGGACCCGGCCGAGCCUCCCCCUGAGGUGGAGGAGGACCUGGACCUAGAAAGCCUGGAUUUUGAGAACCCCAGCGACAGCGGACCGGAACUGGAUGAUGACGACAGCGUCCUCAGCACCCCAAAACCUAAGCUCAAGCCAUACUUCGAGGGCCUUUCCCUGUCCAGCUCUCAGACUGAGAUUGGCAGCAUCCACAGCAGCCGCAGUCAGCGUGAGCCACCCAGUCCAAUGGACCCUGACAAAGCCAAGAGCACUGGAGCAAAGUUCCAGGGGGACGACGCCGCAGAUAACACCUCUUAUGAACAGACAGAGGUCGUGACACCCACCACAGAGCUAGAGAUGGACAAUAUGGACACAUUCUUGGAGAAGCUGCCCCCUAGUGGCAAAAUGACCAAAACUGAGUCACUCAUCAUUACAUCCAAUAGACAAGAGCCCAAGAUAGCAGGACGGAGAGGCAGGAGCACUUCUCUCAAGGAGCGGCAACCCAGCAGGCCACAGAAUGAAAGGGCCAACAGCCUGGACAACGAGCGCUCCCUCGACACACGCUGCCACCUUCAGAUUCCAAGGAAGACGGUCUAUGACCAGCUGAACCACAUCCUCGUGUCAGAUGACCACCUUCCGGACAGCAUAAUCCUUAUCAACACAUCAGACUGGCAGGGGCAGUACCUGUCAGACGUGCUGCAGAACCAUCACCUCCCGGUCGUGUGCACCUGCACUACUGCAGACAUCCAGGCCGCGUUUAACACCAUCGUCUCUCGUAUCCAGAGAUUUUGUAACUGUAACUCCCAGACCCCCAUCCCCAUCAAGAUCGCAGUGGCUGGGGCGCAACACUACCUCAGUGCGGUACUUCGCCUCUUCGUCGACCACCUUUCCCAUAAAACCCCAGACUGGCUGGGCUACAUGCGCUUCUUGAUCAUCCCCCUGGGUUCCCACCCUGUCUCCAAGUAUCUGGGCACCAUCGACUACCGAUACAACAGCCUGUUCCAGGAUGCGGCCUGGAGGGAUCUCUUCCACAAGCCAGAGGCCCCUGUUGUGGUACAGGAGAGCCCAGAUGUGGUAUCCCGGGUGACGCAGUACAUGGUGGGGGCUAAUGGGGCGCAUCAGCUGCCUAUCGCUGAGGCCAUGCUCACUUACAAGCAAAAGAGGAAAAAGAGCUUUCAUUUUGAUUUUGCAAUCAGCCCAGACGAGGACUCCUGCCAAAAGUUCAUCCCUUUCAUUGGGGUGGUGAAAGUGGGAAUCGUGGAGCAGUCAUCUGCCACAUCAGGGGACUCUGAUGAUGCAGCUCCAAUAGGAAGUGGCCUUCUUUCCUCCACUCCUCCCCAGGUGUCCCCCGCCCUGAAAGAAGCGUCACCCACUCCUCCCUCUUCCCCUUCAGUCAACACCAGCUUCUGUGCUUAUAGCAGCAGUUCACCAGGGAGCAGCCAGGGGGAGCUGAUGGGCCUGCAGGUGGAUUACUGGGUGGCUCCACUGGAGCGGAAGAGAGACGUGGAGAAGCGGGACUCCUCUUCCAAGAACACGCUGAAGUGCACCUUCCGCUCUCUGCAGGUCAGCCGGUUGCCCCUGGCUGGCCCAGAGUACGGCCCCCAGCCAACCAUGUCCAUGACUGUGGUAACUAAGGAGAAGAACAAGAAAGUAAUGUUCCUGCCAAAGAAGACAAAAGACAAGGACGUGGAGUCAAAGAGCCAGGUGAUCGAGGGAAUCAGCCGGCUGAUCUGCACUGCCAAGCACCAGCAGACCAUGCUGAAGGUGCUAAUUGACGGCGUGGAGUGGAAUGAUGUCAAGUUUUUCCAGCUGGCUGCACAAUGGUCGUCCCAUGUCAAACACUUCCCCAUUGGCAUAUUUGGACACUCGAAAGGCCCAUACUAACACCUCCUGGGGGCCUCAUCUGCAACUGUGGACAGCCCCCCAUGUGCCAACAGCCUUCAGUCUCCCCCAGCCUACCUUCUUUGGUCCUCGUCCUGCUCUCUUAAUUUAAGACUCCGCUUUACCUGUUUCUGUUUAUUUCGUUUUUUUUUUAACAAAUUUUGUAAGACUGAAAGGAGGUAGAGCUGUCGAGGGGAGAUUUUUUGUUGUUCUGUUUUCCCCACUGUGCUUUUUAAACACUUCCCUGCUAACUUUUUAUAGACUUUUGAAAGAAAAAAGAAAAAAACAGAGCCUAAUGAAAUAAUCAUUUGAAAUGAUUAAAUUAACUCCUAACAAGCAAGUGCUCAGGCUUUUGGCUGCUCACUGUGUCAUCAUAAGGUGAAUUGUAAGUUUCAAGCACUUCACUUGUGCUGUUAACAAGAUAAAUCCUUUGUGUAGGAUCAUUUCAUAACCAAAUGGCUUUUUAGGUUGCACUGACUGCAGCACAAAUGAAAGGACAAAGGUUGUCUCUCUCCUGAGAGUUGAGACAUCUGGAAGAAUGGGUUGGUUUUCAGAUGGAAUGAUCUUGGUUCUCCUUUACCCCCAGUAUGCCCCCUUGUUUAGGAAAGCCUGUCAUCCCUGAUCAUAAAUGCUCCAUAAUUCUUCAGUGGACUUGCAUCUCAAUGGAGACUCACCGCAUUCAUCUAAAGGAGACUGAAUUGUGCAAUAAACUGUAAAUAAAAUGAACAUACUCCUUGUAACUGAACUGACAGGUGUUGUCCUGUACUGAUGUCCCUGCAAUAUCUCUCUGUCUCUGUAUCUGUUUGUCUGUAAGUGAUGCGAGUGAAGUGGGGUAAGGUGUUGGGUGGUGAGGGUUUGGGGGUUUUGAGUGUAGUGGUUGGUACGCUGGAUGUACCAUCUGUGAAGUGUUAGAAUAUAGCCAAAUCACAUGCACCGUUUAUGCAUUUUUCUCUCUCAUCAUCUUGUGUUUGAUAUGAGCUGGUCUAUUUUUCUUUGUCUCUGAUGUGCACAAACACUCCCCUGUUCCAUGCUAUGUUUUUCUGUUUCAGAUCAGUAUUGAUUUCAAUUGGCACUAAAGGCUGCAAGGGGAAUGUUGGAAUAGUAUUGUGCGGCUAUAAGGGGCCGUGCUCUCUAGCCCAUCUUUUCCUAAUGUAUCAGUAAACGUGCUUUAGAAAGGUACUUAAGAUAAAAAAAAAAAAAAAAAAUUGCUCAAUCCAUGUUUUAAAAUUCUGAUUUACUGAUUCCCUUAUUAACCUAUAUCCUUUACAUAUUGGACAACUGGAUUCCACUGUUUUGUUUUCACCAAAGCUGAAGAGUUACAAGGAGGAAGAAAGUCUCACUUUGCUGGAGUGGAUGGUACGAAGAACAAUGUCGUGCACCUGUGUAUUUGUAAGGCUUACGUGUUUAUCAGCCAUACCAUAUGAUAUUGAAGCCUGCACAUUGGGACUCCAUUCAUUUACUUGAUGUCAAGGCUUCUCUAGAUGCCAGUUGGGUAACUAUGAAAGUUCACUAAUAUAUAAAAUGGUUGACUAAAGCAACUUGCCCCAAGGUAUUUACCAGGUAAAAUACAAUCAUUUUACUUUGACUUAAACCCUAUCUCUGUGAUACAAGUAGGGCAUUAUUUGAAAUUAACUAGUGAGAACCCAGGUGCAUUUCAAAACAUCGCACACAAACAGCCUUGUCCAGUGUCGUAAUAAAAUGCGAAGAAUUCAAGGGGGGCUCCCCACACACUGCCUGGUUCAAAUAUGGGGCAAUGUGACAGGAAGUAUGGAUGGUUCUACCUCCAGUUUCCAUGUUUGUAAAUGUACCACUUUAGUAUUGUCAGUAUUUGCCUCUGGUGUGGUAUGUCUGAUCUGAAUGUAAGGGGAACAGUCUUUUAAAGAAUCUUUGUCAAGCUGAAUGUCAAAAAGGGGAAAAAUGUGCUUUGGAAUCUUGAGAAGACCCCAAAGACCUCUUCGUUUUGUUGGUGCCACUAUAGGGGGGUUUUCAGGGAUCCAGUCUUCAAAUCCCCCACCCCCCAGACAUCUGCAGAUCUUUGUAACCAGAGUACAACUGAAAAUGUACAUUUGUUCUGUUUUCCUGUGGGAUUGUGGGGUGUUGUUAUGGUUUCCCUGAGGAAAAAAUGUAAUUUGCAAAAUACUACCACUGUAAUCCCUUCAUUGGGAAUAAUAAAACUAG